Messenger RNA from Cladocopium goreaui, 903 nucleotides. The record is from the annotation of a GenBank genome assembly. Lineage: Eukaryota; Dinophyceae; Suessiales; Symbiodiniaceae.
AUGCCGCAUCUUGAGGUCUUACCAGAUGAAGUCGCAGAAGCCCAGCAACAUGUUUUGGAACUGCAGCAGAUGAUGGAGGAAAAGCCAGAGAGUCUGGUGGUGGAGCUGCUACAUGUCGCAGCAUACCGAGACAACACCUUGGGCCAUGCCUUGUAUGCCACAGAAGAGGAUUUACCCCUCUGCACACCGGAGAACAUCAAGAAGUUCAUUGCCGAGGAGUGCACACCGGACCGGCUCACUGUGGUAGGAGUGAAUGUGGACUUCCAGGAGUUGUGCAAAUGGACCGCGCGCAGUUUUGCAGAGCAGGGCCGGGAGAGCUCAGAAUUGUCGAAACCACUGGGGUCGAAGUCUCCUGUGGUCAACGGAGUGAAUCUCAUUGACCCGCUGGGCCUGUAUUGGAUCAGUUUCAGUCGUCAUGAUCAAGAACUUGGAGAGAUUUUGCUUAUCCCAGCCAUGCCGAUGGUCAAUAUGGGGCAUACCAGCAUGUUUGUGCCUCUGAAUUUCAUUUCCAAAGCGAGACAAUACACAGGGCACCAUGCGAACCAGCUCACCAAUCAGCUCACGGAUUUUGCGUGCAGGCAGACAGCCGCAGCAUGCGGGGCUAUGCACGAAAUCCGACACCACAAACUCAAGCAUGAGGAGGUCGGUGGAGCCGAGUGCUAUACCCAGAGCUGCAACUCCCUGCGCGCGGCACAUUUGCUCCUAAGCGCCAACGACACCACCUUACUCAAGGUGUACCACGGUUGUGGUACUGAACUUCAACAAGGUGGCGUCUUGAGCUUAGUGGUGACAACAAGGGACAUGGGCACCCUGGCCGUCUUCUUGCGCAUCCUGAUUCGAGGCAGCCCUGAGGUCGUGCAGCCAGCCAAAUACACCGGUGGUGAGAUUCGGAUGGCACGGUUG